AAUGACGUCAUGAGGGCUAUGGUCUCUAAUGGCUGAAUAACAACAACUGUCGGCGAGUGACAAACUUUCACAAACUUCUACUGAGACGAAAGAAAGUUGGAAAUAGGAAAUUGUUUCGACACUAUACGAUUUUAGGCGCGUUUGUCUGUCUUUCUUGUAAUUACAAAUGUGGAAUUACUGAUGGAUUCGAGAUAUGACAUACCACGGAGGGCCGCCGGUGGUGGCGGGGGCUCAGCGAACUCUUCCCCCGCUCUGGGGGCUCAGUCGCGCCGCAGGAAGAUGCCUCCUAGACCCGCUGAUUUUAAACUUCAAAUUAUCAUUAUUGGCUCCCGUGGUGUUGGUAAAACGAGCAUUAUGGAGAGAUUUACCGACGACACUUUCUGCGAAGCUUGCAAGUCGACUGUAGGAGUUGACUUCAAAAUCAAGACAGUGGAGCUGAGAGGGAAGAAGAUCAGACUACAGAUAUGGGACACUGCUGGCCAGGAGAGGUUUAACAGCAUCACAUCAGCCUACUACAGAGGCGCCAAGGGAAUAGUGCUUGUGUACGAUAUCACAAAGCAGGAGACCUUUGACGACCUGCCCAAAUGGAUGAAAAUGAUAGACAAGUACGCCUCAGAGGAAGCAGAGCUUCUCCUGGUUGGGAACAAGCUGGAUUGUGAAACUGAUCGUAUCAUCUCCAGACAGCAGGGAGAGAGGUUUUCCUCUCGAAUAAGUGGAAUGCGCUUCUGCGAAGCUAGUGCCAAGGAUAAUUUCAAUGUCGACGAGAUCUUCCUGAAGCUUGUGGAUGACAUCCUUAGCAAGAUGCCUCUGGAAGUUCCUAACACAGAGUUUUCCAACAGUGUCCUGUCUCUGCAGCCUGAACCGGAAGUGCCUCCAGAGUUGCCGCCUCCCCGCAUGCGCUGUUGCUGAGAGUCCGAAUGGUCCCCCAUCCUACACACACAGACACACACAGACACACACAGACACACACAGUCACACACAGACACACACACACACACACACACACACACACACACACACACACACACACACACACACACACACACACACACACGCACAUGCAGGCUACCUAUCUGGCCACCAGGGGGCAGCAAACCGCAGCAGUUUGGAAUUAUUGACUGCUGAUGUAAGAUGCAUGGACUCUCUCAACAACUAGUAUUAUCUUCCCCGGUUUCUUCUCCUGUUUCGUAGCUGUACACUAUGACAUGUACCACACUAACACUUAGGCCAGGUUAAUCACAACUUCCUACCACCCCUUCUGUCUAAACUUGACCCAGACUACCUCAUUCCUCGGACCGUUAGGCUAGCUGUGCCCUGCAGGUGCCUUCGAGGUAGAGAGCCCUCUGGUAGCAGUUGCACAUUUUACUAGGAGGGUGAUUUAUUGAGGGCCAUACAGCUUCCUGUUUUCUUUUAAAGAAUAUUCAUCACACAUACUGUACACUAAGUUUGACAUUGUUGCCCCAACGGUCUGGUAUCUCUGCAUCAUCUAGCUUACAGAAAAGGGAUAACUUUAUCUUACGUCUCUUCUUCUUAGUUUAAAUUCUGGAUCUAGGUACAGUAGUUUUAUAUUCUUAUUAAUAGGUAUUAUUACCUAAGUGACGAGUUGACUUGAGGUAAACAAAAGCACAUAAUGUAAAUAUGGUGUGUUGCUGUAAUGACUGGACAAAGUGCAGAUAUUUGUGGCCAGCAGUAGGUGGUUGUGUGGUGGUGGAUCAUAUCAGUUUGUAUUCCUUUGCCUUAAAGUGUUAAAGUGGCUGGCACGGCUCAUUUCACUUUUGUAUAAAUUGUAAUGUUUUGCACUACAAUCCAUCUUACCUAGUUAAGCUUACAUGCAGAAGUACACGACUUGUAGUUUAGUAAAGAUCAAUGUUGCCUCGGUAGUGGCCGCUUUAAAAUUCCUCCACGGCCUGUUAAAGUGGGAUGGAGAUGCAAUGAGAGAUGGAUAAUGUAGUCUUUGAGGGAUUGGUGUUUUUACAGGGGCAUUCUCCAUGUGUGUUACUGGCUUUUUAAAGGGAGUAAAGAGAGUAAGAAGCUAGUAGACGCACAUGGUUUACGCCUUUGUUUUGGUUUUGUUACUAAUAUGCAAAAUGUUUAGUUUUUUUCUCUGAAUUCAGAUACAGCUUAAAGAAGAAUGUUUGAGUCUCCUUUUUGGGGGGAAAAGUGCAGGAAGGUUUGUUUAGUAUUUGAAAGACUUGGGAAACUUUGAUCCCCUCAUAUCUACUCAUUUUGACAGGCUGUUAUUGCAGAUUUGAGUCGAGUUUCAUAACAAAUUGAUAAAGCAACGUCUUCAUAUAAAAUCCUGCUUGUAGGGGACGUUUGUGUUUUUAAGAGGAGGUCACAAGGUUUUAUUUAUGAUUCGGCAGUUUGUUACAGACAAGUAUGGGUGUAUCCCAUUACUUGUGCAUUUUUAAAAACACUAGGUUAUGCAUGUUAAGCCCUCCUGUGUUCAUAGAUAUUAAUAAACAUUUAAUACUUCCGUCUUUUUUUGUUGAAUGCAAUAUUGUAGCACUGUGAGUGUUUCUGUUUUGUUUUUACGUAUUGAAGUAACAGCCCCAGUCUGAGGGUGAGGAAGGACGAGCCCAUUCAAAGGACCUGAUCUAAAAUGACCUAAACUGACUUGCUAUUGGUUAAUUAGAUUUUUGGUUGAAUUUGUAUGUUAAAGUCAAGCUUCUGUGGACUUAAAGUGGCACAUGAUGUAUUAUAACAAAUUAAUAGUUUCAUACCAAAACAAAAAACUGAGAACUAUCACUGACAUCCAAGCACAUCUUGAGAAAAGAUUAUUAGCCAGCAAACAACCAUACAAAUGAUCUGCAGCUUUGCAAUUUUAUCACACACAAACUUCUUUUCAUAUUGUUUUGUGGAAUGCAUCCUUUCAUUUGUCCCUCUUUGACUUUUAGCAUUUGGCACUAACCCUGUGGUCUUUGUUAUACUAGCCAAGCCUUAUACUACUUAGUGUUUUAAAUAUAAAUUUUAAGAAAUGCUUUUAUUUGAAAUGUGUAUCCUUUAAGAUGGAAGACUGUACUUAGUAUUAAACCUGUUAUACGUCUUGGAAAAGUUUUGGCAUGUUGAAAGCAGAUUUGUGGUAUUUAUAACUUGUGGCAUUCUUAAACUAAUGAAAUGCAAUUAAAGAUAUCUAUAUUUAUUACCA
Messenger RNA from Perca fluviatilis (European perch), 3148 nucleotides. It is a transcript of the gene rab12, whose product is annotated as RAB12, member RAS oncogene family. Gene Ontology annotation, biological process: Golgi vesicle fusion to target membrane; protein secretion; regulation of exocytosis. NCBI's taxonomy places the organism in Eukaryota, Metazoa, Chordata, Actinopteri, Perciformes, Percidae. Gene Ontology annotation, cellular component: endosome; plasma membrane; synaptic vesicle. The coding region runs from base 181 to 909 and encodes 242 amino acids. The record is from RefSeq and is a predicted model, not a curated record. Gene Ontology annotation, molecular function: GTPase activity; GTP binding. The transcript is spliced from 6 exons.